AUGGAUUCAAAACCAAUUUCACAAGGCUUGAAAAACAUUGUCGAAAAAAUGAGUGAUCUUAUUGCGGAAGAGAAGACAGAGCGUUUGAGGGAAGAUACAGGAGGAUGGUUGUAUGGAGGGCAAACUUUUAUGGGUUUGGUCAAAGACUUGAAAACAGAGAUGGAAAAUCAAGGCUUCAAUAUCUAUAGCUGUGCGGUACGACAUUUUUUCAAGGGUGCAAAUAUCCUAGAUCUUCCCACGAAAGAACUGUUAAUCAUUCCAAUUAACGGCGUUGCAACCCUCUCACCCGGUGGUCAAUUAAUACCCGAUACUUAUUGCUCUCUCAAAGAUCAACCCACACUCUCUGGCAACAAUAUUGACGUUAUAAUUGUCAUCUUGGAAAAGGGACGGGCAGAAACAUGA
Messenger RNA from Aspergillus chevalieri, 402 nucleotides. RefSeq lists its product as uncharacterized. The transcript has 2 exons. The record is from RefSeq and is a predicted model, not a curated record. The coding region runs from base 1 to 402 and encodes 133 amino acids. Lineage: Eukaryota; Fungi; Ascomycota; Eurotiomycetes; Eurotiales; Aspergillaceae.